AUGCUCUAUGAUUUGGUCUCAAAAAGCCAAUCAAUAUCCAUUCCUGCCUGUACAGCCCAAGUCUUUUUCUACCUCUCCUUUGCUGACUCAGAACUUUUAUUGCUCUCGGCUAUGUCCUACGACCGCUACAUUGCCGUCUGCCACCCCCUACACUACAAACUAAUGAUGUCUUGGAGGGUCUGUGCUCGUAUGGCCUCCAUGGUCUGGGUUGCAGGAUGUUCUGUUUCUUUGGCUCAUACUUUAUUUUUGCUCAGGUUGUCCUUCUGCAGAACAUCUUCCAUCCACAACUUCUUUUGUAACCUUCCACACUUGUAUCAGAUUACAUGUACUGACCCCUUCAUAAACAUGGUGGUCGUAUUUCUUAUCAGGUGCUACUUUUGCAUUAGGAGCCUUUCUUAUGACCUUUCUUCCAUAUGUCUAUAUUUUCAGUACCAUCCUCAGAAUCCGUAG
Molecule: messenger RNA, 450 nt
Organism: Staurois parvus
Lineage: Eukaryota; Metazoa; Chordata; Amphibia; Anura; Ranidae
Source: the annotation of a GenBank genome assembly